AUGACCGACGCAUUCCGCAAAGAUACUCACACCAAGCUCGGUGAGAAGAUGCAACCCCAGUCUUCAAAGUCCACUGGCACCAAGAUCAAGGAGUCCAUCACUGGCACCGGCGACAAGAUUGCCCGUGAGGCGCAGCCCGACUCUUCAAAGACCAACACGCAGUCUACUAUGGACAAGAUUGGCCGCUCCAAGGACAAUAACGUUCACGGCUCCACUGGCGGUAGCAUUGUCGACAAGACCAAGAACGCUCUUGGAAUGGGCCACCACACUACCGGCACUCACACCACUCACACCCACGGCAGCGGCUUGUAA
Molecule: messenger RNA, 312 nt
Organism: Alternaria burnsii
Lineage: Eukaryota; Fungi; Ascomycota; Dothideomycetes; Pleosporales; Pleosporaceae
Exons: 2
Coding region: 1-312 (103 amino acids)
Source: RefSeq, a predicted model, not a curated record